Messenger RNA from Salvelinus namaycush (lake trout), 2789 nucleotides. RefSeq names its product structure specific recognition protein 1a (gene ssrp1a). Gene Ontology annotation, molecular function: histone binding; DNA binding; nucleosome binding. The transcript has 19 exons. NCBI's taxonomy places the organism in Eukaryota, Metazoa, Chordata, Actinopteri, Salmoniformes, Salmonidae. Bases 127 to 2289 code for a protein of 720 amino acids. The record is from RefSeq and is a predicted model, not a curated record. Gene Ontology annotation, cellular component: nucleus; FACT complex.
AGUAAAUGCAAAAGUAGCAUGGAUUUAUUUCCGGUGACGUCAGCUCUUGCCUUGACGCUUCACGCGGGAAACGGCGAGGUCUCCUCAUCACAUUUACACUGAGCAUCACUUCUUGCAGAGGCAGAGAUGGGAGACACGCUGGAGUUCAACGAGAUCUACCAUGAAUCCAAGGGGUCCUGGAACGACGGUCGUCUGCGGUUCAGUAAGCAGAAUGUGGUGUAUAAGAGCAGUAAGACCGGGAAGGUGGACAACAUCCCGGCAGCAGAGCUGUCUGUGGCCACAUGGAGGCGUGUGUGUCUGGGACACGGCAUCAAACUGGCAACCAGCAACGGCCAUGUCUACAAAUACGACGGCUUCAGAGACACGGAUUAUGAGAGGAUCUCUGAGUUCUUCAAGGCCAACUACAAGGUGGAGCUGACAGAGAAAGAUAUGUGCGUGAAGGGCUGGAACUGGGGCACUGCUAAAUUCUCUGGUCCAUUGCUGUCGUUUGACGUGAAUGACAGCUCCGUGUUUGAGAUCCCCCUGGCCAGCGUGUCCCAGUGCGCCACAGGGAAGAACGAGGUGACGCUGGAGUUCCACCAGAACGAUGACGCUGAGGUCUCUCUCAUGGAGGUCCGUUUCUACGUCCCCCCCGGCCCCGCAGACGAGGGGACAGACCCCGUGGAGGCGUUUGCCCAGAACGUGCGGUCUAAGGCAGAUGUGAUCCAGGCUACAGGAGAUGCUGUGUGUGUCUUCAAGGAGCUGCAGUGCCUCACACCCAGGGGCAGGUAUGAUAUCCUCAUAUACCCUGCCUUCCUUCACCUCCACGGUAAGACGUUUGACUACAAGAUACCCUACACCACCGUGCUGCGUCUCUUCCUGCUACCAAGCAAGGACCAGAGACAGAUGUUCUUCGUUAUCAGUCUGGACCCGCCCAUUAAGCAGGGACAGACGCGUUACCACUUCCUCAUCCUGCACUUCUCUAAGGAGGAGGAGCUGAAGCUUACCCUCAACAUGAGCGAGGAGGAGGUGGAAAAGCGUUAUGAAGGGAAGCUCAGCAAGAAUAUGUCAGGUUCUCUCUAUGAGAUGGUCAGCAGGGUGAUGAAGGCUCUGGUCAACAGGAAGAUCACCGUGCCCGGAAACUUCCAGGGUAACACCCCUGGGGCCCAGUGUAUAACGUGUUCCUACAAGGCCCAGUCCGGCCUGCUCUACCCGCUGGAGCGGGGCUUCAUCUACGUCCACAAGCCCCCAGUGCACCUGCGCUUCGAGGAGAUCUCCAGUGUCAACUUCGCCAGAGGCACCACCACAACGCGCUCCUUCGACUUCGAGGUGGAGACCAAGCAGGGGAACCAGUUCACCUUCAGCAGCAUAGAGAGGGAAGAGUACGGGAAGCUGUUUGACUUUGUAAACGCCAAGAAACUCCACAUCAAGAACCGAGGGUUCAAGGAGAAGAAGGCUAAGAACAACGAGUACAGUGACUCAGACGACGAUCAGCACGAUGCCUACCUGGAGAGGAUGAAAGCCGAGGGCAAGAUCAGAGAGGAGGGAGACGGCAGCAACGACUCAGACGAAGAGACCGAUGAGUCUUUCAACCCUGGAGAGGAGAGUGAUGUCGCUGAGGAGUAUGACAGUAACGCGUCGGAGAGCGACAGCGGCAGCGCAGGGGAUGGCAGCGAUGAUGAGGGAAAGAAGAAGAAACCUGCAAAGAAGGCCAAAGUAGUGAAAGAGAAGAAGGAGAGGAAACCACGCAGAGAGAAGAAGCAGAAGGACACUAACGCCCCCAAGAGGCCGAUGAGUUCCUACAUGCUGUGGCUCAACGCCAGCCGCGAGCGCAUCAAGUCGGAAAACCCCGGAAUCUCCAUCACAGAGAUCUCCAAGAAGGCAGGAGAGAUGUGGAAACAGAUAGGGAAGGAGGACAAAGAGGAAUGGGACGGGAAAGCAGAGGAGGCUAAAAAGACCUAUGAGAAAGCCAUGAAGGAAUACAGAGAGAGUGGUGGAGGCUCCUCCACACCAGCCAAGAAAGUUCCAUUUCUCUCCAUCAGGGAGAGCAAGAAGAAGGCGGGAGGCAAGAAGGAGGACAAGAAGAGGAAGUCUGGUGGAGGAGAGAAAGAAAAGGAGCAAGGAGGGAACGACAGCUUUAAGAGCCGAGAGUUUAUCUCCAGCGAGGAGAGUUCAUCUGACGGUGAACGCAAGAAAGCCAAGAAAGCCAAGAAGGCCAAAGGCAAACCCCAGAGCAGGGGCAAGGAGUCUGAGGAGGAAGAAGAGGAAGCAAUGACCACACCCCCCAGCUCUGCAGAGGACUCUGACUGAGGAGAGGGGGAGGAGCCUCGCUGGACCUGCUGAAGACAUAGCAACGAAUGGGGAACAUUUGGACAAGUUUACUCAGUAACCGGUGCACGAAGAAACGCAGAUCAUAUCAUACACACACACUAAGCGUUAAAUGGACCAAUAAUUUGUACUCCCGCUAUGAUGUCCUACACAUUCUCUGAAAGUGAAUACCUCUUGCUGUGCUGACAGACUAUUUGUUUUCCUGAUGCUAAAUAGAGGGUUUAUCAACAGACUAAGUCCGAUCUAUCCAACAGCAUAUUAUGUACUACAUUACCCAUGAUUUUACUGGGUUCUAUUCUAUUCGCCCCAUGGGGGUGGUUGUAGUUUAAUAGCACUGAGACAUGCAGAGGGGUCUUCAGUCUUGAGUUUUUAAACUGUUUAGAGAAAUUAAGAACUGCAAUUCUGUGCGUUUUUGUUUAUUUGCCAUGUCAAGUUUGUCUUUUUCAAAGUGAAAGAAUAAAUCUUUUUUUAAUAAAAUGUGA